This is a messenger RNA of Suillus plorans, 1711 nucleotides long. RefSeq lists its product as uncharacterized. The record is from RefSeq and is a predicted model, not a curated record. Bases 169 to 1428 code for a protein of 419 amino acids. Gene Ontology annotation, molecular function: succinyl-CoA:3-oxo-acid CoA-transferase activity. NCBI's taxonomy places the organism in Eukaryota, Fungi, Basidiomycota, Agaricomycetes, Boletales, Suillaceae. The transcript is spliced from 8 exons.
GUUCGGCUUGUGUGGUACUCCUGGUAAGUUCAUUGCUCACUAGUUCUAAAGAAGGAUGUCUUAUAAUCGCCCUACAGAGACUUUGAUCACUGCUCUUUCACGACGAACGGGCGUGCACGGUUUAACUGCUGUAUCCAACAAUGCAAUUAUAAUGGACUAGUCAAGCUCAUGAAAAGCGGGCAACUUGACAAGCUCAUAAUCUCAUACCUUGGCGGGUAUGUGCUUGAGCGGAUGUACCUCGAUGGAAAGAUGUCCCUCGAACUGGUCCCGCAAGGUACCCUCGUUGAACGGAUGCGUGCACACGGCGCAGGCAUUCCCGCCUUCUUCACACCCACAGGUGCUUCCACGACCGUUGAAACUGGCGGAAUUCCCAUCAGAUUUAAAGCGGGUGGCUUCAAAGAAGGUAUCUUGAUACCGGGAAACAAAAAGGAAUACAGAGACUUCAAUGGAAAGCGGUAUAUCAUGGAGCCUGCGAUCGCCGGCGACGUCGCAUUCAUCCACGCCUGGAAGGCAGACGAGGCAGGCAAUCUCAUGUUCCGACAUGUCGCAAACAAUUACAAUAACGCCAUGGCAAGGAAUGCGCAGUUAGUUAUCGCAGAGGCAGAGGAGAUUGUCCCUAUUGGCUCAUUGCCGCCAAAUGCUGUCCACGUCCCAGGAAUAUUUGUUGACCGUGUUGUGCAGGCCACUGAGCCAAAAGGGUUUGAUAUAAUUGCCACUGCUCCGCCACCCGGAACUACAGGUGGCCCCUCACCUGAGGAACUCCUGGAAAAGAGCACACGGCGCAGAAUAGCAAAGCGCGCAGCACAAGAACUCAGAGAUGGCUUUUACGUAAACCUUGGUGUCGGCAUUCCCACCCUCGUUACGGAGUAUCUCCGACCGGGCAUCAAGAUCUGGCUGCAAAGUGAGAACGGCAUUCUGGGAAUGGGUCCGUUCCCCACUGAAGACCAAGUCGAUCUUGACAUAACCAAUGCUGGAAAGGAGACGGUCACUUUGCUGCCGGGCGCUUCGGUCUUUGAUUCGACUGAUUCGUUCGGUAUGAUCCGUGGUGGCCACAUGGACGUCGCCAUCCUUGGUGCUAUGCAAGUAUCCCAGGCCGGCGACAUUGCAAACUUCAUGAUUCCAGGCAAGCUUGUGAAGGGGAUUGGCGGAGCCAUGGACCUGGUAUCAAAUCCUGACAGGACGAAGGUCAUUGUGGCCAUGGAACACUGUGCAAAGAAUGGAGGUCCAAAGAUCAUGGAGGAAUGCUCGUUGCCACUGACUGGUGCACGGGCGGUCAGCCAGAUUAUUACCGAACUUGCUGUGUUUGAUGUUGACCGGUCUGGUGGCACCUUGACGCUCGUUGAAGUGGCCAAGGGUGUGACGGUGGAGGAGGUACAAGCGAAGACAGCCUGCGACUUCAAGGUCUCUGACAACCUUGGGCAGAUGUAAGUGUAAGUUCAAUAUUGAUGGUAUGUAUAUAAAUACAUGGAUCAGUAGGCUUGCUUGAUUUCCACCCUUGAUAUCUGAUGAUAUCAAUCACACGUUAAUUCCGUCCUUCACGGGCAUUCCAAGCCUUUGAUACACGUACGGUUGUAUUUUACAUAUAUUUGGGAUGAUUGCUGUAUUAAAAUAAGAGGCCGUCCGUCGCUUCGUAUUGCACAGUAAAAGAUAUAUUUUACACAGAAAGUCUGAGGUGGCAUAUUACUUACACAUGUGACAGAAAUAGACGCGA